This is a messenger RNA of Gregarina niphandrodes, 750 nucleotides long. RefSeq lists its product as hypothetical. The coding region runs from base 1 to 750 and encodes 249 amino acids. The transcript is spliced from 2 exons. NCBI's taxonomy places the organism in Eukaryota, Apicomplexa, Conoidasida, Eugregarinorida, Gregarinidae. The record is from RefSeq and is a predicted model, not a curated record.
AUGGGUUGCAAGUACCAUUUAUGCGCUCUUGAGGGUGUUCGUUUGUGGAGCAACCAACAGGUCUGUAACGGGUUCAAGGCCGCUCUGGACGACGUUAACAGCCGGUUGCAGGGGCUCAUAACCCAGCCGGAACCGGCAGGUUCCGGUGUGUAUCCUGCGCUGGUUGAACAAAUCCGAGCUAGCGUCGACCCGCUUGCUUUCAUGCUCCAUGAACUAAAGGAACUGGAUAACCUCAAAGCUCUCGGAGAUGCGCCAAGACUCGACCAAACUCCCAAACCCGACGACCAAACUUCAACUAUCAAUUCAACUCCAACUAUCAAUUCAACUUUGCCCACUCCGACCAAGCCCACUCCGGCUGCGGUGACCAAGAGUCUAAGUGUGAUCCAGUCGCGAGUACAGAAGGUCAUCCAGCAGUGUGUACGGAGCGACCGUGAAUUCACCAUGCUGAGACAUCGGGCGGUUGGAAGCUUGCAGGCAAUUACUCGCAGCACGGAAUCUGAGCACGACCUCGAACUCGAAAACGAAAUGCUGAGGCAACUGCAAACGCAAGUGUUUCGCUUUACCAACGACGAAACACAGUCCAUUCAACGCUACACUAAGAAACUUGGCUCUCUACUUGUGGUCCACGAGUGCUGUCAGUGUUGUGCCACGGAAGUGUGGUCCGUGAAGAAUUCGUGCGAUAAGAAUUCGUGCGAUAAGAAUUCGUGCGAUAAGAAUUCGUGCGAUAAGAAUUCGUGCGAUAAGAAUUAA